AUCAGAGACCAUACCCUUCUCUCCUUCAGUGUCUGAAGUCGUCUAAUGCUACCCCUCGAUGAUGCUUGGAGAACCUACCCGCUUCAAUCCUACCGUCCAAAUUCCUCAAUGGGACCCAUUCGAAGAUCCGACGGCAGUAAUGGCCUCCCCUUUCUCAUCCGUCCCCAAUUCCUCUGUCAACGUUAACGCCAAUGCCGGUAACGGAGACUAUGCCCUUUUUCUCGAUUCUUUCUCAUCGCUCCACCGUUACCUUCCCUCCAACGAGUACGUGGCCAGCGAGUCCGACUCACUAAGCGAGGAAUCGGACGUGCCCGUCGAUGCCUUUUCCUGCGAUCAUUUCCGCAUGUUCGAGUUCAAGGUUCGGAGGUGCGCACGUGGGAGGUCACAUGACUGGACGGAGUGUCCGUUUGCUCAUCCCGGCGAGAAGGCUCGCCGGAGAGAUCCUCGCAAGCAUCACUACUCUGGCACUGCAUGCCCUGAUUUCCGCAAAGGGAACUGCAAGAAGGGCGAUUCCUGUGAGUUCGCUCACGGAGUCUUCGAGUGCUGGCUCCACCCGGCUCGUUACCGUACUCAGCCGUGCAAGGACGGCCUGAGUUGUCGCCGCCGAGUCUGCUUCUUUGCUCACACUCCCGAGCAACUUAGGGUCUUGCCUCAGCAGAGUCCGAGGGCUCAUGGGUCGUCCUGCGAUUCCUACGAUGGGUCGCCGGUUCGUCAUGCUUUUGACUCUUAUUUGACGAAGGGGUCUUUCGUUUCGUCGCCCACAUCGAUCCUAACUUCGCCACCGGUAUCUCCACCGUCUGAGUCGCCACCAAUGUCGCCGAGCGGCGCUGCUCAACCCGGUGGUGGAUCGGCCACCUCGGUGAGUGAACUUGCUUUGUCAAUGCGUGGUCUUCAGCUUGGUAAGAUGAAAAUGAAUUCUCCUUCGUGGGGGGUUCAAAUGGGAUCUGGGUUUGGUUCUCCCCGUGGUGGAUCGACCCUCCGACCAGGAUUCUGCAGCCUUCCUUCGACCCCGACUCGAACUCCGACGAAUCGCUCGGGACUGGGUGCGUUUGAUCUCUGGGACCAGACCUGCGAGGAAGAACCUGCCAUGGAGAGGGUAGAGUCUGGGAAAAACCUGCGUGCGAAAAUGUAUGCGAAACUCAGCAAAGAGAACUCGCUGGAACAGUCGUGCGCCUCUGCACCGGACGUUGGGUGGGUUUCGGAGCUAGUUAAGUGAAUCCGAGAUAUGGUAGGCGGAUUCGAAUUUCGAUUUUUCUUUUGAAAGAAAUUUUUUAUUUUGGCUGAUGGGUUUCAGAAUUCGGUGGCGUGGUGAUCUUCUGACUAUUGUGAAUACGGAGUUAAUUUUGGAAAUUUUGCCUGUAAAUAGUUCAUGAGAACUUAUUAUUACUCUUUAUCUGCUUAUUGGGAAAAAAAAAAAAAAGGAAGGAAAAAAUGGAAGAAGUUGGAUCUUUUUGUACAGAUAAAGAAUUUCCCAGACUGCCGAGGAUUGGGAUAGCAGCAGCAGUUGCUUUUGAUCAAUAUUUGUCUGUGAAUUGUAUUUCGGUUGGAUUUUUAUCUAAUUUCUCGGAUAAUUUUCUAUGUAAGUUCAUCUGGUUAUGUUUUAUUAAUGUAAAUUUAUUUUUCUUCAAA
Ziziphus jujuba (common jujube) is the source of this 1629-nucleotide messenger RNA. Its product is annotated as zinc finger CCCH domain-containing protein 23. Gene Ontology annotation, molecular function: metal ion binding. The transcript has a single exon. The record is from RefSeq and is a predicted model, not a curated record. The coding region runs from base 59 to 1216 and encodes 385 amino acids. NCBI's taxonomy places the organism in Eukaryota, Viridiplantae, Streptophyta, Magnoliopsida, Rosales, Rhamnaceae.